AUGUCUCAAAAGAAGAAACAGACCUCUUUCUUGUUGGAGUCAUCAACAUUGUCCAAUCAACCACCAUCUUCUGCCAAUGACCAAGCCGAUCCGUUGAGUUUUCUUUCAGAAAUUCCCUCACAAGUACCACGUGAUGAAUCGGAUCCUUCAUUUACAAAAUCCUUUGAUCCACUUACCGAAAUGACUCAAGCCAAAGAGUUCUUUCAAGAGUGGGGUUUUGCUGUAUUCCGUAAUGUUUUGAAUUCGGAACAAGUUGAAAAAUCCGUUCAUGAUGUGUUUGAUUAUUUAGAAUCAGGACAGGCCUUGAAUACGUAUUCACGAGAUUUACUGAAACGAAAUGAAACUCCUUUGAAACGAGAGGACAUAUCCACUUGGACCAACUCGAAUUGGCCAGCCAUGAAAGAAGAGGGUAUAUUGGGUGUUCCUCCUGUCUUUACGAAACAAGCCAUGGAAAAUAGACAAAACGAAUUAUUGUAUCAUGUCUUUAAGGAAGUUACUGGACAGGAAAAGUUAUGGGUUUCCAUGGAUCGUUAUGGAUUUUUCAGACCUACCAAGAAUGUUUCUGUUCGUUAUCCAGCAAAUCAUGUCAAGAAGAAGAAUGAAGAAGGAAAUAAUCAAACAGAAGAAGGACUGAAAGAAGAAUACAUCACAGAAGUGAAAGACUUUCCCGAAUACAAAUCCAAACGUAAUGUUCACUUUGAUAGAAAUCCUUGGUCCUAUGUCUUUGACUUGAAUUCACUCUCUGGAGCAUUCCCUCACGAUUACAUGUAUUUACCUGGAUUUUGUGUUGAAUACAAUGAAGCAGGUCGUUACGACGAUGGAAUUGUGAAAUUGCAAGCCUUACUCAAUUUUGUGGACAAUCGAGAACAAGAUGGUGGAUUCAUAAUUGUUCCAAAAUUUCACAAACACUUUUUAAAAUGGGUCAAUGCCACAAAGAAAACACUUGGAGCAAAGCAUCAUUCGAGUUUUUUAGUGUUAAAUUCCAUUCAAAAGGAAAUUGCAGAGAAGGGGGUGAGAGUUCCUCUUCGUGCAGGAGAUUUAUUGAUUUGGGAUAUUAUCAUGCCUCAUGGAUCGGCACCGAAUGACAGUGAGAGGUAUCGAUUGUGUCAAUUUUUGAAAAUGUUUCCUGCACAACCUUUGAAGAAGGAAAGGAUGAAAUUGAUUCACCAAGCAGUGCAAAAGAAUGGAAUGCAUGUGACCGAGCUUGGAGAAAAAUUAUUUGGGUUGAAAGAGUGGUGA
Messenger RNA from Naegleria lovaniensis, 1239 nucleotides. RefSeq lists its product as uncharacterized. NCBI's taxonomy places the organism in Eukaryota, Heterolobosea, Eutetramitea, Acrasida, Naegleriidae. The transcript has a single exon. Bases 1 to 1239 code for a protein of 412 amino acids. The record is from RefSeq and is a predicted model, not a curated record.